CGCGGCGGUGACGCCGCGGGCUCGAGGUCGGCGGCGCAAGAUGGCGCUGAACAGGAACCACUCGCAUGAGGGCGGCGUCGUCAUUCCCAAUGCCGAGAGUGUUCUCAAACAGUGUAAAGAUGUGGAGCUCUCCUUCAGCGACGUGACAGGCAAGCCUGAAGCUUUCAAAGGCACCAAGAAGGGGAUGCUGUAUCUCACCCCUUACAGGAUGAUCUUUGUGUCGAAGGGCAAGGAUCCGAUGCUGUCCUUCAUGAUGCCGUUUUACUUGGUGAAAGGGUGCUCGAUCGAGCAGCCUGUUUUCGCUGCCAAUUACAUCAAAGGACAAAUUCAGGCUGAGGCAGGAGGUGGCUGGGAAGGGCAGGGGACAUUUAAACUGACUUUUAACAGUGGAGGAGCCAUUGAAUUUGGACAGCUGAUGUUCAAAGCUGCCUCUAAUGCUUCCAGUGGUGUUCCUCUCCAGAACCCUGGCUAUGGCUACACACCUGUGCCUGGAGGCUAUGCACCUGCCCCACCUGCUCCUGGGGGCUACUCACCUGCUCCAGGGGGCUAUGCUGCUUCUCCACCACCAAAUGGACCAUACCCUUACACACCACCUCCAAUGAAUGCCUAUGGACCUGCUCCACAGCCCAUGGGAUAUCCCUAUGCCCAGACUCCAGGUAUUUACCCACCACUUCCAAACAUGAACCCCAUGUAUGUGCCACCUCCUCCCCCUUACUCUGGGCCAUCUCCUGCAGGAUCCUCAGCCCCAUCAGCUCCCCCAGCCUGGGUGACCCCAGGGAUGCCAGGGGGCAGUAAGGCCAUGGAAGCUGCUUCCAGUGCAUAUUACAACCCUGCCAACCCACACAACGUGUACAUGCCCAUGGAUCAGCCACCUCCUUAUGCACCUCCUGAGGAUAAGAAGAAUAACUAACAAAAGGAAAUUGCAACCAGCCUCCAACACUCUCUCUCCCUGAAGCAACUUGGCUGUUGCUACACGUCGGGUUAGCCUAUCCCUAGGUCUCUGUGUAGAUACUGUAUAGGUAGUGCUGGGCAGCUGAGCACCUGCCCUCCUUCAGCAUGAAGCCAGUGGCAAUACAAGGCAGAACAGCACUUUUCUUGCUUAUUUAUCUCCUGGGCUCAAAGCACUAAUCUUUUGCUCUGCCAUUGGCUUGAGGAGAGAGAUGGAUGACUUCUUAAAUCACCAGUAGACCACAUCACUCAUUUAGGACUGAAAUAUGAAGGUUCUGGGAUCUUGGGAGAAAU
Messenger RNA from Dryobates pubescens (Downy woodpecker), 1242 nucleotides. It is a transcript of the gene WBP2NL, whose product is annotated as WBP2 N-terminal like. Gene Ontology annotation, molecular function: transcription coactivator activity; chromatin DNA binding. The record is from RefSeq and is a predicted model, not a curated record. Gene Ontology annotation, biological process: positive regulation of DNA-templated transcription. The coding region runs from base 41 to 910 and encodes 289 amino acids. Gene Ontology annotation, cellular component: nucleus. NCBI's taxonomy places the organism in Eukaryota, Metazoa, Chordata, Aves, Piciformes, Picidae. The transcript is spliced from 8 exons.